Molecule: messenger RNA, 2724 nt
Organism: Oldenlandia corymbosa var. corymbosa
Lineage: Eukaryota; Viridiplantae; Streptophyta; Magnoliopsida; Gentianales; Rubiaceae
Source: the annotation of a GenBank genome assembly
AUUCAGAGGACUAGAAAGACAGAAGAAAAAGUUUCUUCUUCUGUGAGAACUGGGAACGACCCCCUUUUUUGCUUUUCAGGUUUCUUCUUCCAGUCGGAGGGAAUAUUGUUUAACUACAUUUUCAAUGGUGGCGACUGAUUGAAAAUAAACCUCCGACGUCGAUCACGGCAGCGGGUGGCCGGUGGCGACGGAACCCUUCUUUGUUACUUCUGUGUUGAUAUCCAGGCAAUUGAGCGUGUCCCAAGUGGGAUUCAGAUAUAAAUGGAGCUGUUCAGCCUGGGUCUUCUCACCUUCAAGUUUGUUCUUUUAUCCAAUUUCUCAUUAUUGAAUUUCCUUCCUUGUAAUCGCAUGAAUAACUGAAGGAAUUCGUUUUCGUUAUCUGUUCCGGUUUGAUUAAUUGUAUUUGUAACCUAGCAAAUAAUUUAUUUAUUAUGGGGUUGAGUCCAAUCCAGCAAGAAGAAUCAGCUUCUUCUUGUUUAUCAAUGAAGACCAAAAAUUCCACCCAGGCUGAGGGUGGGAGGGGAUUUUGGUCGGAAUUCCCAGAAGAUUUGGUAUUUGAAGUCCUGUCUAUGUUGCCCAAAAAAGAUUUGAUUACUUCGAAAUUUGUGUCCAAAGAUUGGAACUUUGUGAUAUCCAGAGUCUGUAUUCCUAGGCUAUGCCCACCAUGCCCUCGUGCUCCUUUUUGGGCUUUGCUCUGCUUCAAGGAUCCCCUCCCUCCUCCCGAUUCGGAGGAACAACCCGGGGAUGAUCAUCCUAAUAAUAAUCCCAGUAGUGGGGACAAAUUAUUGAAACUUCACUUCAUACGUCUCUACAAUUACAUGUAUGGAGAACUUUUUCCUCCAAGGUUUCUGCAAUACAGAAGGGAGGACUAUUUUUUGUCUCUGCUUCCAAAGGAGUUGGAGGAAGAGUGUGAUCCUUCCCAUAUUCAAGACUGCUGCAAUGGUCUCCUACUCAUAACCUCCUCCACUAGCUCCCGAUACUAUCUGGCCAACCCUGUUACGAAACAGCGUCUUUUAAUUCCAGACAACUCCCACCGCCACAGUCACACCAGCAUUAAAAACAUCCGUUCCUCGUUGAUCUUUGAUCCUUCCCUUUCCCUUGGGUUUAAGAUUAUUAGCUGCAUUCGACCGGCUGAACACGCCACAGCUACUCUUCCAAUGGAAUUGGACAUCUUCUGUUCCGAGGCUGGACAAUGGAGCAGCCAUGUUCUCCCCCUUGAUCCUCAUGGUCUUUAUGGCUUUGAGUGGCUUCGCCGAUCUGUUUACUUUGAUCGAGCUCUCUAUUCUCUGUCUUUGGCAAUGUACUUGGUGUCCCUUGACAAUCUUAUCCCUGACCCCAGCAGGGUCACAAGCAGUAUGAGUAAGGAUUAUGGUGGUUUUGAUGUUGAAGCCUGGGCUAUUGAGCUUCCUGAUAAAGAUUUGAUACCAAGUGUUCUUCUUCCACACUUUAGUGGGUGCAUUGGGGUCUCCUCAGGGUCUUUAUAUUACUCCAAUCGUGAUGUUGAAGGCUCUUCCAUGUCAGUGUGGAUGCUGGUCUCGAGAGGGAGAAAUUCAGAAUGGGCUCUGAUCCACACCAUAAGCAUUGCAGAUGACCUGGUCUCUAGCUUCCGACGCCUUAAACAAUUGACGCAUUGGAAAAAAUUUGACUGCUUUAGACCUCGUGCAUUUUUACCGAAGGAUGAUGCCAUGAUUAUUGCAGCUCCUGGGCUUGUCAUCGCCUACUACUUAAAGACCAAAGUAGUUCACGAGCUUUGGUUCCCCCCUACCCCGUGGAACUGUAACCGUAAAACUUUACAAUUGAAUGGAAAUUGGAUCUUUCCCUUCUCACCAUGCUUGCUGCUACUCAAUAAUACUGCUGCAUAGAAUUUGGAAGUGUAGGUCACUGCACUGCUCCUGUUGUAAUAUUACUUCUGGAGGUUCCCGGUGGGGCGCUUGCUAUAAUGCAGUUAAAUGUGUUGAAGGAUGUGGCAGAAUUCGAUCGAGAAUGUUUGCAUAAGUUGAUGGCUUUGUGCCUCAACUCUACAUUCUAUGACUGUUGAGUAGAUUUGAAUUUUCUGGAUCUAGUGACAAUAGGAUGUUCUAUGCUUAAAAAUAGAUUUUCUUAGAUCAGUGCGGGGGUUUAUGAGCCAGAUUAUUCUGCAGUAGUAUCUAUUACUUGUUUCAGUUUGGAUUGAUUAACUAGAUCACUUUAAUUACAACUUACAUGAUGUCGUUAUGCGCAAGUUAGUUCUGUGAAAAUGAAACUUCCCCUCAGAUGGUGAGAGGGGAUUUUUGGUCGGAGUUGCCGGAAGAUUUAUUUGAAGUGUUAUUUAGGUUGUCAAUCAGUGAUUUAAUUGCACUGUCCAGAGUUUGGAACUUUGUGAUAUUCAGAACCUGUAUUACUAGGCUACGCUCACCCUAGCCUUUGUGGUUCUUUUGUGGGAUUUGAUCUGUUUCAAGGAGAUCCACUUCCUCCUGAUUUUGGAAGGCGUGGAAGAUCAUCUUAAUAUUCUCAGGCACGGGCCUAUAUUGACUUUUUGGACAUGUCACUCUAGUUUUGGGUUUUGGAGAAUCAUAUGUAACGAGAAAAAAUGAUUUGAAAAACACAAUUGAAGUGAAAGAUGAAUUGAUUUAUGGUCAUUUGAGCUGAAUAUAUGUUUUGACAAGUUUAAAUUUCGUGGAAUUUGGGGGUUGAAUGUUUAAUUGACAGACCAAAGGGAUAUUGUUUGGAAUAUUAUAUGGAAGA